Lotus japonicus is the source of this 909-nucleotide messenger RNA. RefSeq names its product auxin-induced protein AUX22-like. NCBI's taxonomy places the organism in Eukaryota, Viridiplantae, Streptophyta, Magnoliopsida, Fabales, Fabaceae. The coding region runs from base 84 to 650 and encodes 188 amino acids. The transcript is spliced from 3 exons. Gene Ontology annotation, biological process: regulation of DNA-templated transcription. The record is from RefSeq and is a predicted model, not a curated record. Gene Ontology annotation, cellular component: nucleus. Gene Ontology annotation, molecular function: protein binding.
UUUCUUCCAUACUCAAAACCAUUGAUCUUUCAGCAAGCAAGAGAAAAAAGAAGUUAUUAUUUGUGAAGUAAUUUGUUGAGAAAAUGGCGAAAGAAGGUCUUGGACUUGAAAUCACUGAGCUAAGGUUGGGUUUGCCUGGUGGGGAACGUAUGAGUGACAAGAAUGAGAAGAAGAGGGUGUUCUCAGAGAUUGAAGGUGGCGGCGGGGAUGAGAAUAGCCGCUCCGGUGAGCGGAGAGUGGAGAAGAAGAGUGAAGUGGUGGUGGGGUGGCCUCCGGUGUGCUCAUACCGGAAGAAGAACAGCGUGAAUGAAGCUUCAAAAAUGUAUGUGAAGGUUAGCAUGGAUGGGGCUCCUUUCUUGCGUAAAAUUGACCUCAGCAUGCAUAAGGGGUAUUCUGAUUUGGCUUUUGCUUUGGAGAAGCUCUUUGGUUGCUAUGGAAUGGUGGAAGCGUUGAAGGAUGCGGACAAGUGUGAACACGUUCCCAUUUAUGAGGACAAAGAUGGUGACUGGAUGCUGGUUGGAGAUGUCCCUUGGGAAAUGUUUACCGAGUCAUGCAAGAGGUUGAGGAUUAUGAAGAGAUCAGAUGCAAAAGGCUUCAGUCUUCAACAGAAGGGAUCUUUAAAGGGAUUCAUAGAAGGCGCGGCAAAGUGAAAAGACAUGUUGUUAGGCUUAAAGUAAUUGAUGUCGUGCACGUUUUAAUGAUCAUCAAUACAAAUUUAUGUUGCCAUUUUGUUUAAUUUGAAGAAGCAUUCCUUUAUAUAGUUUGAUGAAAGAGUCAGAGUUCUGUUUCAUGUUAAUUAUUAUAAUUAUAGUGAAGGAGACAUAUAGGACCCUAUCUAAUUAAUAGGGGAAACUCAUAUUAAUGUUUUGCCAUAUUUGGUAAUUUUCAGUUCGCUACAUUGCAACUCAA